AUGGCAUCGACAGACGACAAAACCAUCCACCUAGUAGGCAUCGGCGUCGGCCACUCAAUCGCGCCCCCAAUGCACAACGCCAUCGCGAAAUCCCUCUCUCUCCCCUGGACCUUCCACGCCACCGAAUGCAACACGAUCGAAGACCUCGUCCUCCUGGCACGCAAAGACUCAACGGCAGGCCUCGUCGUCACGAUGCCCUAUAAAAAUACAGUCAUGCCCCGGCUCGAUGCCCUAGACCCCCUCGCCACCACCAUUGGCGCCUGCAACAACGUCUACCGCGACCCGUCGAACCCGGCGAGGCUGAGGGGGACGAACACGGAUUGGCUGGGUGUAAAGGGGUGUCUUCUAGAAAAGGGCGAAGGGCGGGGUCCGGUAGAGGGAAAGCCUGCGUUGAUUGUGGGCGCUGGCGGCGCGAGUCGUGCUGCGGUGUAUGCUCUGCAUACAUACUUCAAGGCCUCUGUGAUCUAUGUUCUGAACAGAGAUGAUGGAGAAGUGUCCGAUCUUCAGCGCGAUGCUCAACGUCUGUCUCCCGCUCCCAAGAUUGUUCAUGUCAAAGAAGGGGAGUCGAAGACGCUGGAGACACCGUACUACGUGGUCGGAACGGUCCCCGAUUUUGAACCUACAUCGGCGUCUGAGUUGGCGGUAAGAGCAUCUCUAGAGGACUUCCUUUCACGGCCAGAGAAGGGGGUCUUGUUGGAUAUGUGCUUCAAGCCGCGGCGGACGAGGAUGAUCAAACUAGCGGAGAGCCUUGGGUGGCCCUCGGUAGAGGGGACGCAUGUUAUUGGGUACCAGAUCGAGGAGCAGUGGAAGCUUUGGGCCGGAGAGGAGAGAGUGAAAAAACUUGACAAGGACGCAGCGUGGAAGGUUCUAUUGGAGGCGGCUGACAAUAGUCCGGGGAUCAACUUCUAA
Molecule: messenger RNA, 909 nt
Organism: Colletotrichum costaricense
Lineage: Eukaryota; Fungi; Ascomycota; Sordariomycetes; Glomerellales; Glomerellaceae
Product: shikimate dehydrogenase
Exons: 1
Coding region: 1-909 (302 amino acids)
Biological process (GO): shikimate metabolic process; chorismate biosynthetic process
Molecular function (GO): shikimate 3-dehydrogenase (NADP+) activity
Source: RefSeq, a predicted model, not a curated record